Molecule: messenger RNA, 7121 nt
Organism: Xyrauchen texanus (razorback sucker)
Lineage: Eukaryota; Metazoa; Chordata; Actinopteri; Cypriniformes; Catostomidae
Gene: shc2
Product: SHC (Src homology 2 domain containing) transforming protein 2
Exons: 14
Coding region: 2241-4298 (685 amino acids)
Biological process (GO): intracellular signal transduction; cell surface receptor protein tyrosine kinase signaling pathway
Cellular component (GO): plasma membrane
Molecular function (GO): receptor tyrosine kinase binding
Source: RefSeq, a predicted model, not a curated record
UCGAGUGGUUUCUUACCUUCCAGGCUCAAACUUCACCUCUUUAUCUAAAAACAUUUUUAAUUCUCAGUGUCAGUUUGCAUGGGUUUCUAGGACUUGAUUAAAGGCUGUUGUUGCAACUUGCUUUGCAAACAUCUCUUGCAUUGUUCGAGAUCACACAAAAAUUGGUGGACGCCCAGCAGUAUUGCCUCGAUCUCCUAUUGAAGAUGCCUGUUCUAGUGUAUAGUUGUUUUUAGAGAGGUGUGAUUCAUUUACGUUUAACUCACUUUGUCUUAGUCUAAGAUGUAAGAUUGGAUUAGGUAAAUUCUAUUUGCCUUUCUAAACAAAUGAAUGGAGAGUGUAAAUAAGGAGAAAGGGUCAGAGUGCUCUAGAAUUGAACGUUUAUUGCUCCCAGAGGGGCCGUGCGGAAACCUGAUUGAGUGAUUAACGAUGAAGUCUUGUUUUGUCUUUUUCCUGAUACUUUUCUCUUUUGUGUUCUCUUUUGCUGUUUUGCACUUAACAAAGAUAUUGAUCCAAAACUGUGACCCUGCAAGUACACUCUCGCUAACUGAAAAUGGUCACGGUGACCCCAUUCUUGGCACAAAAAUGGCCCCAGCUAAGAUGGCAAUGAAUACGACAAAUGGAGAAAAACAAACAAACAUCUCUGCACCAAACCUCUGAGAUGUCAACCCAGAGUUGUGUGUUGAUUUACUGUAGGAAAAUGCAACACUGAUAAAUAGGCUCAUUUGUGAGUCAUGAAGCAAGUGCGACUUUGUCAACAUCACAGAGCUGAGGUUUAAACCAAAAUAGUCACUCACUCUGCUACAUAGGCAACGGUAAUGGCAUAUUGAGUAUUUCAGUUCUUCCUGUUUAUCUUGCCUAGUGGAGUCUUUGCAUUUACAUUUUUGGGCUGUUGCGAAAAAAAUGUGGCAUCAGAGUAUAAAGGAAGAGACGUAUUUGCCAAACAGGCACCUCGUCUUGCGCAAGUCCUCUAAUGACAACUCAGAUGUUUGCUUGACUUGAAUUCGACAGCAAGAGAAGACCACGGAGCUUGAUAAAUGUUCAUUAUGCACAAGCAAUAUGAAGAAAUCAUUGUGAAUUCAAUGCCAAUAUUGUAAGGUACUGAAGAUAUUUUAUAAUUUUAUAGUUUACUAAAGGUCAAGUGUAUAAUUUUUUUAUUUUAAAAUGCUUUUUUCACAUAAUAUGCAGAGACAGCUGUAAGUAAUCCAUUUGUAGGUCGAUUUCUCUUUUAACCUCUGAGGCAAUGUGACGCUAGCAAAGCUUUGCUCUGUUUUAGCAUCUCAUACAGCCCGACUUAGCAACAUUGACUCAACCAAUAGCAUUGAGUUUGGGGCAGGACUAUCUAUUUGCCUGACAAAUGGAAUAUGGGAAGAGUGUUUGGGAAACCUAUUUGAAAUCAGUCAUUAUUUUCUCAAUGUCAUUUAGUGAUGCUAGUUGUGCAGAAACUACACACUUCACCUUUAACUUUGUACUCAUAUCUGUGCAUUGUGAAAAGACAAGUGACUUUCUUUGUCCAAUGUUAUUGGACAGAUCUUCACUCUUGGUCUUGACUUUGCUUUAUUUUGUAGCCUAAUCAAUAAUUUCCAUUGGUGAGCUGAAGUGUGCGAUUUCUAUUCUGCUAGCUUUAGCAAACUGCCACUAGUGCCAUGUUUAUGCUUUUAGGGGAAUCAAUCUACAAAUCGCUUACUUACAGAUGUCUCUGCAUAUUAAACAGGGUCAAGAGAAAUAAUUAAAAAAAAUAAAAUACAAAUAAUCUUCAAUUAAUGCUGUGGCACUGAAUACAUGGAUUUUUACAUGUUGGUAUAUGUACAACAGUAUGUGCAUGAUGCUAUAAGGAGGUACACAGGCAGUUGUGCAUUAGCUAAUGUUGACUGAAUGCAGCUGGGUUGGGCAGGGCUAAUAGACAAACCAUAACACUAUGACAUCAUCAAAAGAGAAGGGAGAGCAGGGCUGAGAGAGAUAGAGAAUGAAGAAGAGAGGGAGGGACCAAACGAGCCACUGUAAGGGACAGAGCAAACCAUCAGAUAGCAGAGAGAAAGAGAGAGGGUGAGUGAGAGGACGAGUGCGUGUGCAAGAGGACACAGGGCUAGACUCACUCCACAGACAGAUGAUUCACCUCCUAGUGUAUUCUUGUGGAUUUCUCCAUUGCUUCCAUCGCAUCUUUCCUUUUCCCCUUUCCCUAACCAUCCCCCCUUCCCCACCCUCCCCCACUGUCCUCUCUGCUCUGGAUUGCUCCUCCGGGAAUGCUACUUAAGCCCAAGUAUGGCCGCUUCCGGAACGACUCUGUGACCUCCUCCGACGACCUGAUGCAGAGCCUAGCCAUGAGUGGGAAGGUGGUGGCCACGCCAAUGGUCUCCUCAUCCAUGUCUGGCUUAGAGCUUCCACCCCUGGAGACAGCUUCCCUUCCUCCGCCCUCAGCCCAGAUGCUGGCCGACUCGCCUGGGCUGGAUGGCGAGCAGGAAAGCACUACCACUUUCUGUAUGCUCAUCCCCAAGAUGCCUCAGUGGAAGUUCUCCAACUCGCUGCUUAAUCGAAGCCCCUCCAAUAGCAGCUCCAGUUCUGGUUCCAGCAAGGACUCUGGCAGGGCUACUGCAGCCAAGGUUCCUGCACCCUCUUCUGGGGGUGCAGCUGCUGCCAGCGGUCCUGUAGCUAGUCUUGCUGCUGUAUUCAACUCCUGUGACCCUGUUUGUGUGGGCCCCUGUUCCCUACAGGCUAUUAGGCGGCAGAGGGCCAUCGGGCAUUCACCCAGUCACAGAGAGUCUGGUGCAAGGGCCACUGAGGGGAGUCCGGGGGGCUCUGGGAGCUUCAGGAUAGGGAUGAACCGGAGGACGAGGGUGGAGGGUAUGUGGCUGGGAGAUAACUUAACCCAGAAGGGCAGCUUCAUCAACAAGCCAUCACAAGGGUGGUUGCACCCAGACAAGAAGAUCAGCAGCACUGGGGCUUCCUAUAUCGUCAGGUAUAUGGGUUGCAUUGAGGUUCUGAAAUCCAUGCGAUCUUUGGACUUCAGCACUAGGACACAGGUCACAAGGGAGUCCAUCAACAGGUUGUGUGAAGCUGUACCUGGAGGAAAAACUGCAUGGAAGAGGAAAGCUGCCAACAGAACCCUCCAGUCCAUCAUGGGAAAGAGUAACCUGCGUUUUGCUGGAAUGAGCAUCGGCGUCAACAUCUCCAUCGAUGGCUUGAGUUUACACGUCCCCACCACACGACAGGUGAUUGCUCACCACCCCAUGCAGUCCAUCUCUUUUGCAUCUGGUGGAGACUCGGAUACGCCUGAUUACGUUGCUUACGUAGCCAAAGACCCUGUCAAUCAAAGAGCGUGUCAUAUCCUGGAGUGUUCUGACGGUCUUGCCCAAAAUGUGAUCAGUACCAUCGGUCAGGCCUUCGAACUGCAGUUUAAACAGUAUCUACACAGCCCACCUAAAGCCAUUCCUACUAUGGACAGGAAUAUUCGGACAGAGGAGUCAGCGUGGGGUGAUGAUGAGGAGUCGUACGAGCACAAUUACUACAAUAGCAUCCCAGGCAAGGAGCCGCCGUUGGGGGGAGUGGUGGACUCCAGACUCAGGCCUCAAGCGGGCCUACUGGGCCACAUCCAUACACAACCACAGAGCAAAAACGCACAGAUGGGGUCACCGGCCAAAAGAGAUGCAAUCAGCCUUUCUGCCACCCACUUGUGUUAUGAAGCUCACUGGGACACAGAGAACAACAGUAACUCAAGUUUGACAUCAGAUGGUUACUUGCGAGCAGACGGUCAGCCUCCUGGCAGCCGAGAUUAUGAAGAGCACCUUUAUGUAAACACUCAGAAUCUGGACAAUCUGGAGGCCUCGGCGAAUGCCUUAGGAGGACGGAGGUCUGAGAGCCCUAAGAAAGAUAUCUUUGACAUGAGGCCAUUUGAGGAUGCCUUGCGUCUGCACGAGGCCGGAGGAGUUUGUGUAUUGGAGGACAAGUGGCCGAGUCCACCAAAGCGCCGGGCCCCUGUGGCCCCCACAGAGGACCAGCUCCGACGUGAGAUGUGGUACCACGGCCGCAUGAGCCGCAGGGAUGCUGAAAAUCUUCUGGGCCGAGAUGGAGAUUUCCUGGUGCGGGACAGCGCAACUAACCCGGGCCAGUAUGUGCUGACGGGAAUGCAAUGUGGACUUCCCAAACAUCUGCUGCUCGUGGAUCCAGAAGGAGUGGUUCGGACUAAAGACAUGCUUUUUGAGAGCAUCAGUCACCUGAUCAACUACCACCUAACCAACAAGCUGCCCAUUGUUGCGGCAGAGAGCGAGUUACACCUCCAACAGGUGGUACGCAGAAAGCAUUGACGCCACUACAAGCCUUUACACAUGAGAGCAAGGCCAUCCCCUGUGCCGCCAAUCUAGAGACUCCCCAAUAUUGCCUUAAACAGACUCCGAGCUUCCACUGGGACUUGUGGGAUAUCACUUUAGGCACGGACCUCAAACUACAGCAUGCCUUGCUCAAUCUAACCCUUCUUCAACCAACUGGAAGACCCCUACACCCCAACUGAGAGCUUCACGUUGUGAAAUAAAGUCCUCGUAAAAACUAUCCCUUCUGCAAACUAGACCCUGCAAUUCCCAGCAUACUGCUCUUAGAUGUCAAAAAUGUGAACUUACUUCCAUUACAUCCGUAUGAGCAUUUUGCCUUGACUGGGCUGUCGUUUCUAAAUGUGAUAGCUUCACUAACUGUGAUUGUGAUCUUCCCUGACGAUCACCUCUUUAGAACUCUGGACAUCAGUAUCUUGUUGUGCUUAUAAACGUGGUCAACAUUUUGUUCUCAGGAUGCAGUAUAUGACAAGGACAUUAUAAGCUUAGAAGCUUACUUGCUUUAACUCAGACUAAUGCAGUUUUAUUGAAUGAACGUGUUUAAUUUAUUAACUCUCAGGACCAAAUGUUGGGUCAUGCUCAUGUGGUGUUACCCCUCCUCCUAAUUUUUUUUUACAAUAGUGAUAAUUGUGAUCCAGAAAUGAAGUACAAACAUUAUACUUCAGCAUACAGAACACAACCAAACAUCUGGACAUAUUCCAUUUCCCUUUUUUGGUUACUCACAUAAACAAAUACCCACAGUUUCAUUUCAGGUGUUCUAGUAAUACAGCAUCAAAACCUAUGAAAUAUGAUUUAAGAAAUAUUUUACCCUACAAUGGACAUUCUGACACAUAUGACUUUCUUCUGUAAAUCAUGGAAAGGUAGAUCUCUUCCAUAUAACGAAAGUACACAAUGACAAUUCACAUACGGUGCAUCAAGAUGCAUUGUACCAAGUUUGACGUCAAUGAUGCCAAACGGCAUUGGUUUCUAAGCGUUCCGUAACCAAAUCUGUUUCGGAUGCGCAAAUGUUUUUUGAAAGAUAUGACAGAGGGGAAUGUUUUCAGUUAAUAAUUACAUAAAUUUCUUAUUGUUCCUCACAAAAAGCUAUUUUCUGGCUUCAAAAGUCUAGUAAAACUAAAGUCAAGUGUAAAUUCAACGCUUGUCAAGGUUGUUUUUUGUUGUUGUUGUUGUAUUGGCCUACUUGUAAUUAUUUAAUAGUGUUCAUCUGAUUUCAAAGCUGCUUCCUAGUCAAAUGUAGUCAAAAUACACUGACUAAAACCUGCCUCUGUGAGAUGUCCAGAUAUCCUGAUUGAGUUUUGCUCACUACAGUGUAUAAAGAAAAACCUUUUUCAAAUCUUACAUAUGUUUUCCCCCCCACUAUCCAAAAGAAUAUUCCAGUGCCUUAAAAGUAUAUAUUACAGAGCUUUCAAGGCAAGCUGAAUUGAUUUUCUUAAAACAUUCUAUUUUUCUUCUUUCUGCGAUUAAUUCCGCUUAAAGCAGAUGACAUUUCUGCAAACGGAAUUCCAAAAAUAAACUUUGUUUUCAAAACAGCUUCCUGAAUAUGCUCUCCAUCUGCUGUUUGUCAAAUAAAGAAGUAAACACGACCCCAACUUACGCCACAUUGGUUGAGUAACGUUGUUGGGGCCGGUCUCAGCAGGUUGUUCAAAACAAACAGAGCAGUUUUCAUAGCACCACAGAAACACAGUGCUUACAGUUUUCAAGAACAUUUACCUAUGAAUGGCUUACUAAUAGUUGUCUCUUUACAUCUUUAGCUGGAAUAGGAGAACGUAUUUUAACACUGAAAAAGUUACAUACUUCAGCUUUAAAUUGCUUACAAAGACUCGAUUCAAACUUUUUUUUUAAAGAUAAUUUCAGCAUUAUGAAUCGUUCGCAUUAAUGCAUUUUUACGUCCGCCUGCACUGUUUUUAAAUAGUUCUUCUGUGUAAACAUGCACUAGACAAAUGUUUUUUAAAAAAAACGCAGCUCGAGACACCUACAUUCACAGCAUGACAUCUUACAUCUGUGCUAUCUAUUUUUUUUAAAUGCAUAGUCUUUGCAUACUGAACUCCGAUUGGUCUUAUUAAUUUGCAUACUAAAUUGUGAUUGUUCUUCUCUUGCAUUUAUUGAACUGUUUCUACACUGCAAAGCUAGUGUUGCAUUAUUUUAAGGUGCCUUGAUCCCACCACGGAAUAAAAAUUAGACGUUAUAUCUCACAAUUCUUUGAACUGAAAACUUGGUCCUGCAACUGUGAGAUACAAAGUCACAAUUGCAUGAUAUAAACUUGCAAUUGUAAGUUUAGAUCUCUUAUCUUCUUUGUGAGUUAAUUUCUCACAAGUUAUUAAGUUGCAAUUGCGAGAAAUAAAGAGAUAUAAUGUCAUAUUUACCUUGUUUAUGUUUUAAUUCCGUGGCACGAUCCAGCUUCCAUGUCAUGUAUUAAUUAGUUUGCACAGAAAACAGAAAAGUACCUUGCAAGCACUGGUAUCUCCUUUAGGAAAUGCAAAUAUUGCUUUAUGUCUGAUGAUGAAAUCCUUUAGGUUUGUUUCUUCAUUUCAACAUAUGUUCAAGUAUAUCUCAACAUUUUGUCAACAAUGACAAUCAGAUGUACCCUGAAUUGAUUACAGUAUAACUGCAAAUGUUAUUUUUUUCUCAUUGGGUUGUUGUUAUUAAUCCACACUUCCUCUGUCUUUUCAUCAUCAGGAGGGUUAAAGCCAAAGUCACAAGACUGAAAACUAUCUGUCGAUCAUAGCGCCAUACCAAACUCGCCAAACUCUCUUAUGCUCUGUUUUUGUCUGAUAUCAAAGCAUUAUCAAUAAAACUGAACAGGAA